CACUGAUACUCUGUUUCUCGCCUACUGUCUCUUUCAGUCUCUGGAAUUACUCAAUGUCUGUUUCCCUUUCAUGACCUCUCUCUCUCUCUCUCUCUCUCUCUCUCUCUCUCUCUCUGACUCUGGGUCUCACUCAAUCUCACACAAACUUUCUCUCUGGGGCACCCAGGCCUUCCCUGCCAUGCAACCUGACAGUGUCUGGCAGUGGAGCCCGCGGGGGCUGCUGCUGUGUCUGCUGUGCAACUUGUGUUUGGGGUCUCCGUCCCCUUCCACGGGCCCAGAGAAGAGGGCUGGAAGUCAGGGGCUGCGAUUCCGGCUGGCUGGCUUCCCCAGGAAGCCCUACGAGGGCCGCGUGGAGAUACAGCGAGCUGGUGAAUGGGGUACCAUCUGUGAUGAUGACUUCACGCUGCAGGCUGCCCAUGUCCUCUGCCGGGAGCUGGGCUUCACAGAGGCCACAGGCUGGACCCACAGUGCCAAGUAUGGCCCUGGAACAGGCCGCAUCUGGCUAGACAACCUGAGCUGCAGUGGGACUGAGCAGAGUGUAACCGAAUGUGCCUCCCGGGGCUGGGGGAACAGUGACUGUACCCACGAUGAGGACGCUGGGGUCAUCUGCAAGGACCAGCGCCUUCCUGGCUUCUCAGACUCCAACGUCAUCGAGGUAGAGCAUCAUCUGCAAGUAGAGGAGGUGCGGAUUCGGCCGGCUGUCGGGUGGGGCAGGCGGCCCCUGCCAGUAACAGAGGGACUGGUUGAAGUCAGGCUUCCUGAGGGCUGGUUGCAAGUGUGUGACAAAGACUGGAGUGCCCACAACAGCCACGUGGUCUGCGGAAUGCUGGGUUUCCCUAGCGAAAAGAGGGUCAAUGCAGCCUUCUACAGGCUGCUGGCCCAGCGGCAGCAACACUCCUUUGGUCUGCAUGGGGUGGCGUGCAGGGGCACGGAAGCCCACCUCUCCCUCUGUUCCCUGGAGUUCUAUCGUGCCAAUGACACCAUCAGGUGCCCCGGGGGGGCCCCUGCGGUGGUGAGCUGUGUGCCAGGCCCUCUCUACGCUGCGUCCAGUGGCCAGAAGAAGCAACAGCAGUCGAAGCCUCAGGGGGAGGCUCGUGUGCGUCUAAAAGGUGGGGCCCACCCUGGAGAGGGCCGGGUAGAAGUCCUGAAGGCUGGCACGUGGGGCACAGUCUGUGACCGCAAGUGGGACCUGCAGGCAGCCGGCGUGGUGUGUCGGGAGCUGGGCUUCGGGAGUGCUCGAGAAGCUCUGAGUGGGGCCCGCAUGGGGCAGGGCAUGGGUGCCAUCCACUUGAGUGAAGUUCGAUGCUCUGGGCAGGAGCCCUCCCUCUGGAAGUGCCCCCACAAGAACAUCACGGCAGAGGACUGUUCCCAUAGCCAGGAUGCUGGAGUCCGAUGCAAUCUGCCCUACACUGGGGUGGAGGCCAAGAUCCGACUCAGUGGAGGCCGCAGCCGACACGAGGGGCGAGUUGAGGUGCAAAUAGGGGGACCUGGACCUCUUCGCUGGGGCCUCAUCUGUGGGGAUGACUGGGGCACCCUGGAGGCCAUGGUGGCCUGUAGGCAACUUGGUCUGGGCUACGCUAACCAUGGUCUGCAGGAGACCUGGUACUGGGACUCUGGGAACAUCACAGAGGUGGUAAUGAGUGGAGUACGCUGCACAGGCACUGAGCUGUCCCUAGACCAAUGUGCCCAUCAUGGCACCCACAUCACCUGUAAGAGGACAGAGACCCGCUUCACUGCUGGAGUCAUCUGUUCUGAGACUGCAUCAGACCUGUUGCUGCACUCAGCGCUGGUGCAGGAGACUGCCUACAUCGAGGACCGGCCCCUGCACAUGUUGUACUGUGCUGCAGAAGAGAACUGCCUGGCCAGUUCGGCCCGCUCAGCCAACUGGCCCUAUGGCCACCGGCGUCUGCUCCGAUUCUCCUCCCAGAUCCACAACCUGGGACGAGCUGACUUCAGACCCAAGGCUGGGCGCCAUUCCUGGGUGUGGCACGAAUGCCAUGGGCAUUACCACAGUAUGGACAUCUUCACUCACUACGACAUCCUGACUCCAAAUGGCACCAAGGUGGCUGAGGGCCACAAAGCUAGUUUCUGUCUUGAAGACACUGAGUGUCAGGAGGAUGUCUCCAAGAGGUAUGAGUGUGCCAACUUUGGGGAGCAGGGCAUCACCGUGGGUUGCUGGGAUCUCUACCGGCACGACAUCGACUGUCAGUGGAUUGACAUCACAGAUGUGAAGCCAGGAAACUACAUUCUCCAGGUGGUCAUCAACCCAAAUUUUGAAGUAGCAGAGAGUGACUUCACCAACAAUGCAAUGAAAUGUAACUGCAAAUAUGAUGGACACCGCAUCUGGGUGCACAACUGCCACAUUGGUGAUGCCUUUAGUGAAGAGGCCAACAGGAGGUUCGAACGCUACCCUGGCCAGACCAGCAACCAGAUCAUCUAAAGUACCACCACCCUCCUCUGCAAACCACCACUGGCCCCUAAUGGCAGGGGUCUGAGGAUGCCAUUACCUCAGGAGCUUACCAAGAAACCCCUGAUAUCAGCAGGCCCACCACAAUCAUCCAGCUGUGCGCUCUGGAUGUGGAACUGUCAAGCAGAAGUCAUCACCCUCCUUCGUAGGCCAGCUGUCAGUGUCUGUGGCCAGGCAUGGGGAAUCUUUGCUCCCAGGCCCAGGCCCAGGCCCGAGCAGAGCACACCACAAAGAGUAGUGCCCAGAACGAAAGAUGACAGCAGCUCAUUUUCUUGAACAGUGAGGUCAGGAUGGUCGGUUCCAGUAUCUACCCUAAGUUUAAGAGGAUACAGCUUUACCUCUAGCCUUUUGGUGGGGGAAAAGAUCCAGCUCCCCCACCUCAUUUUUGACUAUAACAUGUUGCUAGGUAUAAUUUUAUUUUAUAUAAAAAGUGUUUGUG
Messenger RNA from Carlito syrichta (Philippine tarsier), 2906 nucleotides. It is a transcript of the gene LOXL3, whose product is annotated as lysyl oxidase like 3. The coding region runs from base 71 to 2440 and encodes 789 amino acids. Gene Ontology annotation, cellular component: membrane. Gene Ontology annotation, molecular function: protein-lysine 6-oxidase activity; copper ion binding. The record is from RefSeq and is a predicted model, not a curated record. NCBI's taxonomy places the organism in Eukaryota, Metazoa, Chordata, Mammalia, Primates, Tarsiidae. The transcript is spliced from 13 exons. Gene Ontology annotation, biological process: peptidyl-lysine oxidation; inflammatory response.